AUGAUCAGACAUGCAUUACGAAGACAGCUAGUCAAUACUGCCAGGACACCAGCAGUUACAAAACGGUAUGCUCACGCUCCGGUAGCAUUCAAUUGGGAAGAUCCACUGGAUUCCACCUCUCUGUUCACUGAAGAGGAAUUGGCCAUAGAAGAGACUGCAUACUCAUACUGUCAAGAACGCAUGCUUCCACGAGUCCUUGACGCCUACAGAGAUGAGCAUUAUGAUCGAAAGAUUUUGGAAGAGAUGGGCGAGUUGGGGCUUCUCGGCGCAACAAUCAAGGGCUACGACUGUGCUGGCGUCAGCAGCGUUGCCUCGGGGCUUAUCACCAGAGAGGUAGAAAGAGUAGACUCUGGCUACCGCUCGGGGAUGUCGGUUCAAAGUUCGCUGGUUAUGGGCGGUAUAGACGAGUUUGGGACAAAAGAACAAAAAGACAGAUUCCUCCCUGGCAUGGCCAAGGGAAAGAUGUUGGGCUGUUUUGGUCUGACAGAACCUAAUCAUGGCUCUGAUCCCGGGUCAAUGGAGACCACGGCCAAACCACAUCCCUCGAAGGAGGGAUACUUGUCGUUGUCGGGCUCAAAAACAUGGAUCACAAAUUCCCCAAUAGCUGAAGUCAUGCUCGUAUGGGCCAAGUUGCAAAGCACUGGUAAGAUACGGGGCUUUCUGAUUGAACGCGAUCAAUGCCCUCCUGGUACACUAGAGACACCGCCUUUGAAGAAUAAGAAUGGUCUCCGAGCCUCCAUUACCGGCAUGAUACAAUUGGAUGAAUGUCCGGUUCCGGAAGCAAACAUGUUUCCAGAAGUUGAGGGGCUGAAAGGUCCUUUCAGCUGUCUCAAUUCGGCCAGAUAUGGAAUUGCUUGGGGCGUUAUGGGGGCUCUCGAAGACUGUAUCGCCAGAGCAAGGACGUAUGCUUUGGAACGGAGACAAUUCAAGAAUAACCCUAUCGCAAAAUACCAGCUGGUGCAAAAGAAACUUUCCGAUGCCGUUACAGAUGCUUCGUAUGGGAUUUUAGCCGCAACCCAGGUUGGCCGUCUGAAAGAUGAGGGUAGAUUGGCUCCAGAGAUGAUUUCGAUGAUUAAAAGGCAGAAUUGUGACCGUGCUUUGAUGAAUGCCAGGACGUUACAGGAGAUCUUUGGCGGCAAUGCAGUCAGUGACGAGUAUGGCAUUGGAAGACAUGUUGCCAAUCUCUUCGUGACGCAGACUUAUGAGGGUCAAUCCGAUAUCCAUUCAUUGAUUCUAGGUAGAGCCAUCACAGGUAUCCAAGCUUUUGUAUAA
Molecule: messenger RNA, 1272 nt
Organism: Letharia lupina
Lineage: Eukaryota; Fungi; Ascomycota; Lecanoromycetes; Lecanorales; Parmeliaceae
Exons: 4
Coding region: 1-1272 (423 amino acids)
Biological process (GO): fatty acid beta-oxidation using acyl-CoA dehydrogenase; fatty-acyl-CoA biosynthetic process
Cellular component (GO): mitochondrial inner membrane
Molecular function (GO): glutaryl-CoA dehydrogenase activity; flavin adenine dinucleotide binding; fatty-acyl-CoA binding
Source: RefSeq, a predicted model, not a curated record